Molecule: messenger RNA, 1932 nt
Organism: Naumovozyma castellii
Lineage: Eukaryota; Fungi; Ascomycota; Saccharomycetes; Saccharomycetales; Saccharomycetaceae
Gene: HDA3
Product: Hda3p
Exons: 1
Coding region: 1-1932 (643 amino acids)
Source: RefSeq, a predicted model, not a curated record
AUGGAUUUACUAAAAAUAUUGGACACUAAACCAAUACCCUCAAUCGCCGACGCUAGAACAUUAGGCGUUACAGGAAACACCUCUGGUGAUUAUUGGCUCCCCACAACAAUGUGUCUUUAUCAAAAAGAACUUACCGAUCAGAUAGUUUCCUUACAUUAUUCAGAUAUCUUGAGAUAUUUUGAAACUCAGGAUUAUAAGGAGGAUGUUGUGUUGGAAUCUAUGAGAACGAUGUGUCAAAAUAGUGAAUACGUUUCCACACAUCCAUAUUUAUUGAUUAAUCAUUUUAUGCCUAAAUCGCUUAUUACAAAGGAUAUUCCCUUAAAUUUGGCCGAUACAAGUGGGAAGUUUGCUAUUUUAAGAGAUCUUAUUAACCUUGUGCAAGAAUAUGAGACUAAUACGGCUAUUGUUUGUAAAGCUGGUCGGACCAUGGAUUUGUUGGAAGCGUUAUUAUUAGGCAAUAAAGUAAAUAUCAAAAGAUAUGAUGGCCAAUCUAUAAAGACAAAAAACAAAGUAAGGAAUUACUCAUGUAGUUGUCAUCUCUUUCCCUCGGAUGACUGGGAUGUCUCAAAAUUUCCAAUCAAAGGCCCAAACCAGUUUGACAUGUUAAUAUGCCUUGAUAAUACUUUUGACAAAACUAAAGAAGACAUGCAAAAAAUAUUAAAACAUUGCAGGAAUAAAAGGAAGAUUGAUGAUCGACCCCCAAUUGUGAGAUUAAUAACUAUUAAUUCUAUUGAUCAUUGUAAACUUUUUUUUGGGAAACAAUUUCAGCCAACGAGCCGUCAAUAUUUAGAAAAGAUAACGGCCGCAGUGGUGGUUCUUAGGGAUAGAGUAGGUACAUUACCUCCCGAUCUACGGCCCAUUUAUGCUCAAAAGCUGACUUAUCUUUUGGAUUGGUUGGAGAAUCCCAGUAUUCCUUGGCCACUGCCAGAUAUUUAUCCGAUCAAAAAUUAUAACUCUAUGGAUGUGGAGAGAUCAUUACUUACUGAAGUGCAUUAUAGUAAAAGAGAAAAUAAGCUUGAAGAGGCGUUCCAAGCCAAAAAACGUGGACGUCCUAAACUAGAUCAUGGCGCCACUGACAGUGUCAAGAAAACGUCGUUCUACAUAUCAAAAAGAUUAAAAAAUGAUUAUUCAACCAACCCAUUAAAACAAGAUAUGUCACAAUUAACAGGUAUUAGUACCGGAAAUGAAUCUUCUGAUCUAGACUACCAUUUAUCAAGUGGAAUUAUCACACAUAAGCUUUUGCAAUCUAUCGGAGAAGCAUAUGACGAAAAUGAUGCUCAAAUAAAAGAACUAAUGGAUUUUCAAGAGUUAGAUCCAGUUGAGGGGGACCAUGUUAUCUUUUACCAAGCUGAGAAGGUGAAAGUCUCAGAAAAGUUAGAAGUUUCCAACAAAAAUAUUACAGACGAUACUAAUAAGAUUAAAGAUAUGGAACUUGCAAAUCUUGAAAAGUACGAAAAGACACAGCAAUUAAAUCUGAAUAUUGUAAAAUAUCUAGAGACACUGGCGAAUAAGGAAGGGAAGCUACUUGAUAUGAAAGUUUUAUUUAGUAAAUCAAGAACCUUACAGGAGGAUAUAGAGAGGGAGGAACGUCUUAAUAGCUCAAGAGACACUGAAAAUGAAUAUAUGCGUAAGGAAAUAGAGAAGGUAUCUGUGUCUCUAAAGGAGACUGCACAAGAAAUUGAGAAGGUUCAAGAAGGGAGCGCAGAAGUGGAAACCUCACUUCAAGCAUUGUUAGAAGCGACUGGCACCCAAAAGGUUGAUGUGCUAAGUAAUAUCACUGCUUUUGAAGAGAACAUCGAAAUCCAAAAAAUUGAGUAUCAAAAUUUAAAAUCAGAGUUAUCCGAACUACUGACUAGAUUAGGCAAACUACCGACGCAUCGAGUGCGAACAGGUAAUAACAAUCAGGGUUUAAGUAGAAGACAUAAUAAAUAG